Messenger RNA from Tilletiopsis washingtonensis, 2193 nucleotides. Its product is annotated as acyl-CoA oxidase. The transcript is spliced from 7 exons. NCBI's taxonomy places the organism in Eukaryota, Fungi, Basidiomycota, Exobasidiomycetes, Entylomatales. The record is from RefSeq and is a predicted model, not a curated record. The coding region runs from base 28 to 2148 and encodes 706 amino acids. Gene Ontology annotation, molecular function: fatty acid binding; FAD binding; acyl-CoA oxidase activity. Gene Ontology annotation, biological process: lipid homeostasis; fatty acid beta-oxidation using acyl-CoA oxidase. Gene Ontology annotation, cellular component: peroxisome.
CACCACCCUUCCAUCUAUACCCUCAACAUGUCCGCCGCUGAUCUCACACCCGAAGCACGCCAGCCGCUCGACCUCGCCGCCGAGCGGGCGCGCAGCCGCCUCGACGCCGGAGCGCUGGCCGCCGUCUUUGCCGGCGGUGCGGCGGCGCGCGACCGUGCCCGCUGGCUCCUCUCGCUGCUGCGCGAUGAUCCCGCUGCUGCCUUUGACAAGCAGCAGCGCGCCUUUCAGGGGCGGUACGAGCGCUUCAUGCACGGUCAGCAGCUGGCGGCCAAGUACUUCGAGCUGCGCAACCGGCAUGGCCUCGCAAAGGAGGACCGCGACCGCCUGCGCCUCUACCUCGACGAGUACAUCUCGCUGCAGGUGCACGAGUCCAUGGGCCAGCCGACGAUCCAGUCGCAGGCCAGCGAGGCGCAGUGGCGUCGCUGGGGCAAGCACAUCGAGUCGGGCCGCUGGCUGACGUGCUACGCCCAGACGGAGCUCGCACACGGAUCCAACCUGUCCGGCCUGCGCACCACCGCCACGUACGACACGUACAGCAACAAGUGGGAGAUCCAUACGCCUGAGCCGUCGGCGGGCAAGACGUGGAUCGGCGGCUCAGGCAGCUCGGCUACGCACGCCGUCGUGAUGGCGCAGAUGUGCAUCGGCGGCAAGCAGCUCGGCAUGCAUCCCUUCCUUGUGCCGCUGCGCGACCCCGACACGCACGAGCUGCUGCCGGGCGUCGAGGCAUUCGACAUGGGCCCGAAGGUUGGCGCGCCGGCGAUGGACAAUGGCUACAUCACCUUUACGCGCGUCAAGAUCCCGCGCACCAAUCUGCUCGACCGCUUCCAGGUGGUGCAUCCGGAUGGACGCUACGAGCAGCGCAACAAGGAAGGCAAGGCGCUGACUCGCGGCGGCAUGACGCUCGUGCGUGUUGGCCUCGUCGAGAUUGCCGCACACCACGCCGCUCGCGCUACGGUCAUCGCAAUGCGCUACGCCGUCGUACGUCGCCAGGGCUCUAGCUCGACCCUCGGCGGCCUCGAGCCGCAGAUCAUCGACUAUGCGGGCCUGCAAGCGCGCCUCUUCGUCUGCCUCACCACGUCGUGGGCGCUGACGCUGACGGGACAGCACAUGCGACGCGUCUACAACGACUUGCAGGCCGAGCUGCAGGCAGGCCAGUCGAGCGGCCUCCUCGGCAUCGUGCACGGCAUGACGAGCAUCCUCAAGGCCUGCGCCACGCAGGAGGGCCUCGCGGUCGUCGAGACGGCGCGACGCAGCAUGGGCGGGCACGGGUACUCGGCGGCCAGCGGCCUGGCGGAUCUGGAGCGCAACCAGCCGACGGCGAAUCUGACGUACGAGGGCGACAACAACAUGCUGCUCGGCGGACCGGCCGCAAACUUCCUCGUCAAGUCGCUGCGCUCUGGCGGCUUGCCCAGCCGCGCCGAGUUCGCUUUUCUGCGCUCGCAGGGCGCCUCGCCGUGUGCUAGCAAGACGUCGGAAGACUUUCUGCGGCCAGACGUCCAGGCUGCGCUGCUAGCCCACCGAGCCUCACGCCUCGUGCGUGCCCUUGAUGCGCUGCGAGCGGCGCCAGCACACGAAGGCACGGCAUACCUCGACGCUGCCCUCUCUGCGCGAGCAUCGCGCGCGGCCGGCAGCGUGCUGAUCGCGCAUGCCUUUGCCGGACGCAUCGCAGCGCUGCGCAGCGGGCAAGCAGGCGACGUCGGAGUGCCGCUGUCGCCGGAGCUGCUCGAUGCGCUGCAGCGCAUGUGCGCCUUCUACACGCUCGAGGUGUGCGUGCUGCGCGAGCUUGGCGACUACACCGAGGACGGCCAUCUCAACGCUCAGCAGGCCGAUGCCAUCCGCGCCGCUGUCGCUGGUCUAGCCAGCGCGAUCCGACAAGACGCCCUGGCGCUCGCCGAAGCAGCCGACAUGGACGACUGGUACCUCGGCUCGCCGCUUGGACACUCCGACGGACGCGCGUACGACCGCAUGAUCGCCUGGAUGCGCCUCGAGCCGCUCAACCAGCAGGGCGACGCCGGCGGGCGCGACGCACGCGGCGUGCUCAAGGGCUUCCGUGAAGGCAUCGGGCGCCUCACGCACGGCGAGGUGGAGCAGUGGAAUGAGGCCGAGGCGGUCAAGCAGACGCAGCUGCGCCGCGAGGCCAAGCUGUAGGUGCUGGAGCUGUGGUAUUGCAUGAGUAUGAGAUGCGAGACAGGC